Molecule: messenger RNA, 759 nt
Organism: Trifolium pratense (red clover)
Lineage: Eukaryota; Viridiplantae; Streptophyta; Magnoliopsida; Fabales; Fabaceae
Exons: 1
Coding region: 1-759 (252 amino acids)
Molecular function (GO): enzyme inhibitor activity
Source: RefSeq, a predicted model, not a curated record
AUGGAUCACACAUUCAAUAAAACCCUCCUUGUCAUCCUGUCCAUCUCUUCUCUUCUUCUAUCUUCCAAUGCCGUCCCUUCGAGUCGAGUUAUUGAUUUCAUUUCCACAAGUGUUCCAGCUGCAGCCCCUAAAAGUUCCUUUAAAGAUUACACCUCAACAAGUUCCCCAGCUGAAGCCCCUUCAAGUAUUGAUUUCAUUUCCAAAAGUUUCCAAGCUGUUGAGGCACCAAACUCUGAUGCCAACACAGUAUCCAAAGUCGCCUCAAAUGUUGCCAGAGUUGCUACAAUAGUCGAUCCUGAAAUCUUAAAAAUAUGUGUUGAAGAUGAUGAAGAUAGGAAAAAACAUUGUAUUGAAACCCUUUCAAAACUCUUCGAAAGUCCUUUUGAUAUCGUCAAGGCACUUGAGAUUGAGGUUAACGCCACCCUCGGCACAGCCAAGUCCUUAUCCGAUACUUUUGUCAAGUUGAUUAACGACCCUAACACCAACAAAACAUUCAUUAGUGCCCUUGACUCUUGUCAUGAACUAUGUGAUCAUAUGUUAGAUGCAAUCAAUCAUACAUUGGAGAUACUUCCUCAACAAAAUUUUGCUGAUGCUUAUAACUCUAUGUGUAGUGUGCUAUCAUACAAAGCUUCAUGUGAUGCCAAUUUUGAGAUCGCGAAUCCUGAUGCUGAAAUGCCAUGGGAUGCACAACCUCUAAUUCAAUCGACUGUUAUCUGUGUGGACAUCUUGAACAGAAUAGUAAAUAACCAUAAGAUUUAA